AUUUUCUCUACUGGAAAAAAGUGUUACAACUUUUGAAUUUAAUCCUAAAAAGAAAAAAAUGCUAAACCUAAUCCCACCAAUUUUCGGUGCUCUAAUUGUUCCAGGAAUUAUUGUUCGUUUGGUGCAAGCGAUAGGAUUUGGCACGGGUGGCAUCGCGGCUGGAUCUUUUACAGCGCGAAUGAUGUCGUUAUUCGGUGGUGGUGCUACUGCCAGAGGUAGCAUUGUAGCUAUUUUGCAAUCGAUUGGCGCAGCUGGAUUAAGUGAAGGCGCAAUUAUCGCAAUUUCAAUUGUA
Messenger RNA from Racocetra fulgida, 292 nucleotides. NCBI's taxonomy places the organism in Eukaryota, Fungi, Glomeromycota, Glomeromycetes, Diversisporales, Gigasporaceae. The record is from the annotation of a GenBank genome assembly.